Molecule: messenger RNA, 1711 nt
Organism: Pleuronectes platessa (European plaice)
Lineage: Eukaryota; Metazoa; Chordata; Actinopteri; Pleuronectiformes; Pleuronectidae
Gene: cpne5b
Product: copine Vb
Exons: 20
Coding region: 1-1710 (569 amino acids)
Biological process (GO): cellular response to calcium ion
Cellular component (GO): plasma membrane
Molecular function (GO): calcium-dependent phospholipid binding
Source: RefSeq, a predicted model, not a curated record
AUGGAGGGGGACGUUAUCGACAAGCUGGAGGACAUGGCAUCGGUGUACGACUUCGAUCCGAUCACCGGCAACAUCCCCGCCACCAAAGUAGAAAUCACCGUCUCCUGCAGAAACCUGCUGGAUAAAGACACAUUUUCCAAGUCAGAUCCAUUAUGCGUGCUCUAUACUCAAGGUGUGGAAACCAAACAGUGGAGAGAGUUUGGCAGAACGGAGACGAUCGACAACACUCUAAAUCCAGACUUUGUCAGAAAGUACAUCCUGGACUACUUUUUCGAGGAGAAGCAGAACCUUCGCUUUGACUUGUAUGACAUGGACUCCAAAAGUCCAGACCUGUCCAAACACGACUUUUUGGGUCAACUGUUCUGUACUCUCGGGGAGAUUGUUGGAUCACCGGCCAGUCGACUGGAGAAACCACUGGGAGGGAUACAAGGGAAGAAAUGUGGCUCCAUCAUCCUGUCUGCAGAGGAGCUGAGCAAUUGUCGAGACAGCGGCACUAUGCAGUUCUGUGCCAACAAGCUGGACAAGAAGGACUUCUUUGGCAAGUCAGACCCCUUCAUGGUCUUUUACAGAAGCAACGAGGAUGGAACGUUUACGAUCUGCCAUAAGACAGAGGUGGUGAAGAACACAUUAAACCCAGUGUGGCAGCCUUUCACUAUCCCGGUACGAGCCCUCUGCAAUGGAGACUAUGACAGAACAAUCAAGGUGGAGGUGUAUGACUGGGAUCGAGAUGGCAGCCAUGACUUCAUCGGGGAUUAUACGACCAGCUACCGAGAGCUAGCUCGAGGGCAGAGCCAGUUCAAUGUGUACGAGGUAAUAAAUACCAAGAAGAAAAUGAAGAAAAAGAAAUAUGUCAACUCUGGAACCGUGACCCUGCUCUCGUUCUCUGUGGAGUCCGAGUUUACAUUCUUAGAUUACAUUAAAGGAGGGACGCAGAUCAAUUUCACUGUUGCCAUCGAUUUCACAGCAUCUAAUGGGAACCCCUCUCAGUCUACAUCGCUGCAUUACAUGAACCCAUACCAGCUGAACGCCUACGCCAUGGCCCUGAAGGCUGUCGGUGAGAUCAUCCAGGACUACGACAGCGACAAGAUGUUCCCCGCUCUGGGAUUUGGAGCCAAACUGCCCCCUGAUGGACGGGUGUCCCACGAGUUCCCCCUGAACGGAAACAUGGAAAAUCCCUACUGCAAUGGUAUCGAAGGCAUCUUAGAGGCGUACCACCAGAGUUUAAAGACAGUGCAGCUCUACGGGCCCACUAACUUUGCUCCUGUGGUGAACCAUGUGGCCAGGUAUGCGGCAGCAGUGCAGGACGGCUCUCAGUACCAUGUGCUCCUCAUCAUCACAGACGGUGUCAUUUCCGACAUGGCCCAGACCAAAGAGGCCAUUGUGAAUGGUGCCAAGCUUCCCAUGUCCAUCAUCAUAGUUGGAGUGGGUCAAGCUGAGUUUGAUGCUAUGGUGGAGCUGGAUGGUGAUGACAUCAGGAUCUCGUCCCGAGGGAAACCGGCAGAAAGAGACAUUGUUCAGUUUGUUCCAUUCAGAGAUUAUAUGGACCGGACAGGUAACCACGUGUUAAGCAUGGCGCGGCUCGCCAAAGAUGUGCUAGCAGAGAUCCCCGACCAGUUCAUCUCCUACAUGAAGAGCAGAGGGAUCAAACCCAACCCGGCACCCCCCCCGUACACACCACCUGGACACACACACCACCACACACAGAUAUAAA